AUGCAGGCCAAUGGCACUAUGCAUCCUCAGGAUCAAGACCGAGAUCAAACUCAGGCGCGCGAUAGUCGUGCGCACCUAGACUCAUUGUAUGAAGAAAACGAAGAUCCCACUGUGCCAGAGAUCCCAACUCCCAGUACCCCUACCGAGCUCCACACUGCAGACACUCCUACUCCCCCUGAACACCCUCACCACGAACAUGUACACCACUACCGCGGCCACCGUAGGCGGUGUCGCAGUGUCUCUCAUGUCGAUGUAGACUUCUUCGAUCGCCCCGGGCUUAAUCAAUUACGGCGUUCUCUAACCGAGAAAUCGCGGAGGAGACAGGAGAAUAAGGAGGCUGCAGAAGCCUCGCGUCAAGCCGACACGACGUUGUUGACGCUGGCAGAGGGGCCACUUGAUUUGGAGAAUACGGCGAGGAUUAUUGUUGCAAAGUCCGAGGAGGCGGGUAUCACGAGGCGCCAGCUUGGCGUCCUGUUCAGGGAUUUACGCGUAGUCGGCAUCGGCGCGUCUGCAUCCCACCUACCUACGUUAGGCAGCGUACUGAACCCCUUCCUGAUGAUCGAGAGAAUUCAAACCGCACGGCACCCGCCUUUGAAGGAUAUUCUCAGUGGAUUUGAAGGAGUGGUUCGUCCUGGAGAAAUGCUUCUGGUACUGGGCCGCCCAGGCUCGGGAUGCAGCACACUCCUCAAAAGCCUGGCCAACCAACGCGGCGAGUUCCAUCACGUCUACGGCGACGUGCACUACGACUCCCUCUCACCCGCGCAAGUCGCCAAGCACUACCGCGGUGACGUCCAAUACUGCCCCGAAGACGACGUCCACUUCCCCACCCUCACCGUCGCGCAGACGCUCCACUUUGCUGCCACAACGCGCACGCCCCAAUCCAGACCCGCGGGUACGCGCGAGGAACAUGCACAGUUCAUGACAGCGCUGUCGACGACGGUGCUGGGGCUCAGGCACACCCUCGAUACGUAUGUGGGAAAUAAUGCGAUCCGGGGUGUUAGUGGUGGGGAGAAGAAGCGUGUGUCGAUAGCGGAGGCUAUGAUGAUGCGUAGUCGUCUCAAUGCUUGGGACAACUCCACGCGCGGCCUCGAUUCCUCAACUGCCCUCGAGUUCGGACGCGCUCUCCGUAUUAUGACCGAUAUCGUGAAAACCACCACCAUAGUCUCCAUCUACCAAGCCAGCGAGAACCUCUACCAGCUCUUCGACAAAGUCUGCGUCAUCGACGAAGGCCGCAUGGCGUACUUCGGCCCAGCCAACCGCGCGCGGCAGUACUUCAUCGAUAUGGGGUACGGGCCCGCUGACAGACAGACGACCCCUGAUUUCCUCGUUGCUGUUACUGAUGCGAAGGGCCGGAUACCGAGAGCGGGCGUGACGAAUCAGCCCCGGACGCCAGAGGAGUUCGCGGAGUACUUCAGGAAGUCGGAACUUGGUGCGAUAAAUGUGGAGGAUAUGAACUCGUACGACCGGGAGUAUGUGGGAUCCAGUCAGAGGGCGGAGGCGUAUAAGGAAAGUGCGAGGCUGGAACGUGCGAAGACUGCUAGGAAGACAAGCCCGUACACGAUCUCCAUCCCUAUGCAGGUUCGCGCGGUUAUGGUUAGGCGCGUGCAGAUUUUGAUGGGGAACAAGACGGCUACUAUAAUGAAUCUCGCGACUUUUGUGUUCCAAGGUAUCAUCGUUGGCACCGUGUUCCUCAACAUCCCUGAAUCGACAGAUGCAUACUUUUCGCGUGGUGGUGUCCUCUUCUUCGCCCUUCUGUUCUCCGCUCUUACAAGUCUUGCCGAGCUUUCUGCUCUCUUCCAGCAACGGCCCAUCGUCUCAAGGCACCAGAAGGCUGCAUUGUACCACCCCUUCAUCGAAGCCGUCGCCCUCACCAUCGUCGACCUGCCUAUCACACUCCUCACUACUGGGAUCUUUUCGAUUCUCCUGUAUUUUAUUGUUGGAUUGCAAACGUCCGCCGGCCAAUUCUUUGUGUUUUAUCUGUUCCUAGUCAUCAUGGCGUUGACGAUGAAAGCCUGGUUCAGAGCUAUCGCUGCAGCCUUCAAGUCCCAGGCGACAGCGCACUCUGUUUCUGGUAUCGUUUUGCUUGGGCUUGUCAUCUAUACCGGUUACACUCUCCCGAAGUCGUCUAUGAUUGGCGCUCUAAGGUGGAUUACCUACAUCAACCCUCUUCGCUAUGGGUUUGAAGUCGUGUUGUCCAACGAAUUUCGCACUUUGAAUGGGCGAUGUGCAAACCUUGUGCCGCAAGGACCCGGCUAUGAAAAUAUAUCAAUUGAUAACCAAGUGUGUGCUACAGUCGGUGCGGUUGCGGGGCAAAACACCGUCAAUGGAAACGUGUUCGUUGCAUUGUCGUAUGGAUACUCGUACUCGCACACCUGGAUGAACUUUGGUAUCAUCCUAGCCUUCGGGAUUGUUUUCAUCAUUGCACUGCUCGUCUUCUCCGAAUUUAACACCGCUCUUUCGACGGAUACCUCCGUCGUCCUUUUCAAGCGGGGCACUGAAGGGGCCUCUAACAUCGCGAAAGGCGAUGACGAGGAGAAGAAUAAAAAGUCAAACGGCAAUACCAGUGGCAUUGCACCCUCGACGACAGAAGAAAGCAAACGUGGCUUCGCCAAAGCUGAGGAGAUGAAACAUAUAUUUUCUUGGCAAAAUCUCAGUUAUACGGUACCCGUGAAGAAGGAAGGCACUCGAAAAUUGUUGGAUGAUGUCUCGGGAUAUGUUGCUCCAGGCAAGCUCACGGCGUUGAUGGGCGAAUCGGGAGCCGGAAAGACUACCUUGCUUAAUGUUCUCGCCAAACGAAUCUCUAUGGGCGUAGUUACGGGCCACGAAUUUGUCAAUGGACACCCUCCGCCUGCAGAUUUUCAGGCGCAAACAGGAUACUGUCAGCAGCUGGAUACCCACGUUCCUACGGACACCGUUCGUGAAGCCCUCCUUUUCUCAGCGAAGCUCAGGCAGCCUGCUUCCGUGCCACUGUCAGAGAAAGAAGCUUAUGUCGAAACAUGCAUUAAAAUGUGCGGCUUAUCGGCGGUCGCCGACGCUUCCGUCGGUUCACUGGGUAUUGAGCAUCGCAAGCGAACUACAAUUGCAGUGGAGUUGGCUGCGAAGCCCAAGCUACUGCUUUUCCUCGACGAGCCCACGUCUGGUCUAGAUUCUCAAAGUGCCUGGGCAAUUAUGGCUUUUCUCCGUGAUUUAGCAGACCAUGGACAAGCCAUUUUGUGCACGAUCCAUCAGCCAUCAGCAGAGCUCUUCCAAGUAUUCGACCGCCUGCUGUUACUCCGCAAGGGCGGGCAGACGGUAUACUUCGGUGACGUUGGUCAAAGAGCUAUCACUUUGAUCAACUACUUUGAAAGGAACGGGUCGCGGAAAUGCAGUGACGAGGAAAACCCCGCCGAGUUCAUGUUGGAUGUGAUCGGGGCUGGCGCGAGCGCUACGGCCGAUCAGGAUUGGCAUGCCAUCUGGGAGAAGUCCCCUGAAGCCCGGGAAGUGCAGAAGCAAAUCGAAGACAUCCAUGCGGAGGGUAGACGUAAAGGUGCCGUCGAGGCCACUGUUAAUGCCAAAUUUGCGACCUCCUGGAUGUCUCAAACUAAAGAACUCCUUCGUCGCGACUUACGGAACCAUUGGCGUGACCCCACCUACCUUAUGGCCAAAUUCAUUUUGAACAUUUCGGCUGGGCUCUUCAUUGGAUUCACUUUUUUCAAAGCCAAAAACUCCCAGCAAGGAACACAGAACAAACUUUUCGCCAUGUUCUUGGGUACUAUCCUUUCCGCGCCUCUUUCCAAUCAGUUGCAGUCAGCGUUCAUCGCCAUGCGUAAUGUGUACGAAAUCCGCGAGAGGCCAACGAGAAUGUACAGCUGGACAGCGCUCAUCACUUCGCAAGUGCUCGCCGAAAUACCUUGGAACAUCGCCGGCUCGGCCACAUACUUCUUCUGCUGGUAUUGGACCGUCGGCUUCCCCAGCGACCGUGCUGGAUACACCUUCCUCAUGCUGGUUGUUAUUUUCCCCUUAUAUUAUACGACCUUCGGCCAAGCUAUCGCGUCCAUGGUGCCGUCCCCUGAGUUAGGGGCGAUCUUGUUUAGCUUUUUGUACAGCUUCGUGGUAACGUUCUGUGGGGUCCUUCAGCCAUACCGCUUACUUGGCUGGUGGCAAUGGAUGUACCACCUUUCUCCAUUUACCUAUUACAUUGAAGGUAUACUUGGUCAAGCCCUUGGCCGAAGCGCCAUCGUUUGCUCGGAAAUCGAAUAUGUGACCGUCAACCCUCCAGCCGGCCAGACCUGCAGUCAGUUCUUCCAGCAGUACAUCUCCAACGCUGGUGGCUACCUCGAGUUCCCGGACGCUUCCUCUGGCUGCAGGUUUUGCGCAUUCGCCUCCACCGAUGAGUUCCUGUUCUCGGGCUUCAACAUCACGUACGGCCACAGGUGGAGGAACUUUGGGAUCAUGCUCGCGUUCAUUGUUUUCAAUUUCGUGAGCAUAUACUUCCUGUCAUAUAUUUUCCGGAUCCGGGAAGGGAGGGGCUUCGGCUUCGGCUCCCUCAAGGCGCGCUUUGCGCGCCCUCGAUCCGCGAAAUCUGCGUGA
Pleurotus ostreatus (oyster mushroom) is the source of this 4569-nucleotide messenger RNA. RefSeq lists its product as uncharacterized. Gene Ontology annotation, biological process: transmembrane transport. The coding region runs from base 1 to 4569 and encodes 1522 amino acids. Gene Ontology annotation, cellular component: membrane. The record is from RefSeq and is a predicted model, not a curated record. The transcript is spliced from 23 exons. Gene Ontology annotation, molecular function: ATP hydrolysis activity; ABC-type transporter activity; ATP binding. NCBI's taxonomy places the organism in Eukaryota, Fungi, Basidiomycota, Agaricomycetes, Agaricales, Pleurotaceae.